Sphaerodactylus townsendi is the source of this 3071-nucleotide messenger RNA. RefSeq names its product ankyrin repeat domain 46 (gene ANKRD46). Bases 168 to 854 code for a protein of 228 amino acids. Gene Ontology annotation, molecular function: protein binding. NCBI's taxonomy places the organism in Eukaryota, Metazoa, Chordata, Lepidosauria, Squamata, Sphaerodactylidae. The record is from RefSeq and is a predicted model, not a curated record. The transcript has 4 exons.
GCGAGCGCGCGCCUUUUGCGGGUCUCUUUGGGCCGAGCGAGGCCUGCUGGCAGAAGGCUGCUGGUGUCGCUGCCACCCACCCGGGAGGAAUCGGAGGAGGCUUGGCUGCGGCUGCUGCGGCCUCUGCGGGGCCAAGGCUUUGUAAUCCUUUCAGCUAAAGAGCAGCCAUGUCCUACAUUUUCGUCAACGAUUCCUCACAGACAAACGUGCCUCUGCUACAAGCCUGCAUUGAUGGAGAUUUUAACUAUUCGAAGAGGCUGCUAGAGAGUGGCUUUGACCCAAAUAUCCGUGACAGUCGGGGCCGGACGGGUCUCCACCUGGCCGCAGCCAGAGGCAACGUCGACAUCUGUCAACUACUGCACAAAUUUGGUGCUGAUCUUCUGGCUACCGAUUACCAGGGUAACACAGCUCUUCACCUCUGUGGGCACGUGGAUACCAUUCAGUUCCUCGUCUCCAAUGGACUCAAAAUAGACAUCUGCAAUCACCAAGGUGCGACUCCGCUGGUCCUGGCAAAGCGAAGAGGGGUCAAUAAGGAUGUGAUCCGAUUGCUGGAGUCCUUGGAGGAGCAGGAGGUGAAAGGAUUCAACCGAGGAACGCACUCAAAGCUGGAAACCAUGCAGACAGCCGAAAGUGAGAGUGCGAUGGAAAGCCACUCGCUGCUCAACCCAAACCUGCAGCAGGGCGAAGGAGUUCUGUCCAGCUUCCGAACAACAUGGCAGGAGUUUGUGGAGGACCUCGGCUUCUGGCGGGUGCUGCUCCUCAUUGUUGUGAUCGCCUUGCUGUCCCUGGGGAUUGCCUACUACGUUAGCGGAGUGCUUCCUUUUGUAGAGAACCAACCCGAACUGGUGCAUUAGUGGGGUUUGCCAACAAACAGCAUCUUCACUGUUAUUCUUAGCAUCUUGUUUGUUUGUGUUUUUCUCCAGUGCAAGCAGUGGCUGCUGUAUGUACCGCUGACAUUUACAUCUCUGUGUUUAGAAACCCUUUUGGAAGAUGGUAUGUUAAUUUUGACAGCACGGCACCAAAUUUUGAGUCAUUCCUAAGCCCCCUAAGCCAGUCUCUGCCAAUAUAAUGGUGUAGAGGGCUGCAAAUAACUGUAUCUGGAUUCAGCACUGAGCCAUCCAGUAUUUUUCACCUUAAAUUUCUCUUAAAAUGUCACCAGUCUUUGUUUUCAGUGCAAGAAAACUGCAUAAUCUUUAUCCAAGAUGAUUUGACAACAUUAACAAAUCUUGUGAAAUGAAUGUGCUUUAAUGUUUGCCAAAGGAAACAUCUGUUAUCAUUUGUCUUUUAAAUUCAGGGUAUUUUUUUUUGUUUUUUUUUAUUAGGGAAGCAUUUCUUACCAGUUGACAAAAAGCAGUCUAACAAUCUGGAUUUCAGGGUGGGAGGGAGCAGUGCUCUGCAAAGGACAUCUGGGGAACGAGUUGGUCAUUCAGGUAUUCAGUAUGAGCUGGGAAAGAAGGCUUUAUCCUAACCAAUUUCCAUUAAAAGGCAUAAUGAUGAAAAGGUUCAGAUAACACUUAAAAGCCACAUAAUAAGAAUGCAUCAAAGAGGUUGGAUCCUGUAGCAGUUUCCUCCUGGUACUGGAGAAAAGCACUGCCCCGGCCAAAAUAGAAAUUCAAGAUCCACCUCAGUGUCGUAACAAGUUCAUAUGUGAAAUCGCAGAGGGAAGAAACUGAAAUCUUCCACAGAGCUGCUGCUGUUAAAGUCUCUUUAACCAUCCCAGCAUUGCCAUCUUCCAAUCCCACAUCAUCCAUCAUGGAGCCAGGAGUGGCUUCAGGCCUCCUUAACUGCCUCUGGGUCUACAGCAGCUAUUAAAUGCCUCGGUGGCUGGGCCCAGAGCAGCUCUUUAUCGCUCCUCCAGGACAGAGGAGGUAAGUCCAUAGUCUAGGAGGGAAGGCCGUUGUCUAUGUUAGGUUUUAGUUUCAGAUUUCCCUCCAAAUCUGGGGGAUCCCUAAGUUUGCAGACACAUCUAUUUACUGUAUGAGGCUAAUCCAUGGAUUUAGAGGUCCACAGGUUGGCUUUUAAAUAUAUUAGAUAUAUAGAGGAUACCUGUUGGGUAGCUUACCUUGGACAUUUUCAGUGCACAUGAGGAUCAAUCAAACAAAGGUUUUCUCCUGCAUAGAAUUCUGUGCAUUUUGUGGGUGCACAAGCAGUGCCCUCCCCCCCCCCCCCAAAAAAAAUGUGUGUCCUGGCAAUCAUUGUGGCUUUUACAACUGCAGCUUGGGUGAACCAAAUAGCUAGACAUUUUUUGAACCAUGAAAAUUGAAUCUGAUAACUGGUGAAAGUACCCUAGUCUAGUGAUGUGUUCUUCUUUGUUUUUUUCUGAUAACUGUCUGGAAAAUAUUGGGGGUGGGGGUAUUCUGUAGGCUUCUGUUUUAAACAUUUUUGGCUCUGUGUGAAAAGGUUGGUUUUUCAGCCAACUGCUUUUGAAACAAUUAGCUGGUUCCCCAUGCAUUCUCUGAAAAUGGAAGUUAAGUAUGUUCAGGUACCUGUUGGUUUCGAGCAAAAAUCCUACCUGGGCUUAAAUUCUCCACCAUAGUUUGCUGGAGUUAAAAGUGGCUUGGAUCAUUUCCAGAUAGCUACUGGAUCCCAUAGAGGAUUUCCGUGGGUCGGAUUUCACUCUUUAACCAUCCCAGCAUUGCCGUCUUCCAAUCCCACGUCUUGAUUUGAGAGUAGAAAUUGGGCAGCAGGGAAGUCCCUCUAUUGGAAACAGCCUGCCCCUGAUACAAGAAAUAUUGGUCAUUUUAUCUAUUUGGCAGUAUCCAGUUGCCUGCCACUAGAUGGAAAUCCCUUCCAUCCAUGGAAAUCUCUGGUGAAUCUAAGCUAAUGUGCACAAUAUCAGCGCCCCCAAAACAGGUUGCUGGUUAACUUCUUAGAACAGGUAAUGUGUGUUACAAACACACUUUAAAAAUUUGGGAAUAAUACGCUAAUUAAAUUAAUGUAUUCCCUGGUAGGCAGUGAAUCCUUUCUUUAAGCAAAUAUGUAUUUUGUACCUUCCAUUUUGUGCUGCUGUUUAUAACUUUGAAUUACAUUCUUAGCAUGCAUAGAUGCGUCUAAUAAAUCUGUAUCAACUA